CUGAAUCGUCCCAAUGUUUGGCAAAAAUUUUAACAAUGGCAGAUGUAAAGUACGUUGCGGCUGGUUUUUUGAAUGAUGCUGAGAGACUUCUUCAGGAUUUUAUUAAACAAAACAACAUGGAGUUUCCAGUUUUCGCCGAGGUAUGGAAAAAGCAUAAUUUUUCUUUGAUUUACGCUUAUCGGCCGAACGGGAGGGAACUUAGAGAAUUCACUCUAGAAAUUUUUGAGCUUUCGGCCAGUUUCCUGAAAUCCGGCUCAUUAUUGCAUAAGGUGGGCGGAACCUUCUUAUUAUAUGCUUUGUACCGAAAUCAGAUCCUGUCGCCACCUUUGAAGAUUCGUAUAGUACCAAGUCUGUUCAAAACUAUAUUAGCCCUUUUAGAUUUAUCAGUAGCGAAAAAUAAACGAUCUUUGCAUUAUGUCAUAAGCUAUUUGGUAGAGCAUUCAUUCGAUUUUGUUGCUUCUCCGAAGCUUAAGGGUCCACAUUAUAUAAAGAAUGAAAAUUGCAUAGACGUCGGUAAAAAUCAUAAUAAUUUUCGAGAAUCUGAUGUGAAAUAUGAAAUGACUGAAAUUUCCAAAAGUGGUAUGCUUCCUGAAAUCGAUCGUCUAUUUAUUGAGUACAAAAAUACUGUCCUUUCACUAAACACGCCGGUUGGCUUCAAUUUAACAACUGGCGAUACUUCGCUGAAAGACUUCGCUCAUCGCAUUGAUGAUUUAUUGACUGAAAAUAAGAUAGCGGAUCAGGAUACUAGUACCAACAAUCCAAAAGAUUCUGCCAUAGGAUCGCGCCGGGCUCUAAUAAAGGCUGCUGCGUUUUCUAAUCCAGUGUGCCAUUAUCUCAGCCAUGACGAGAACAACGUUACAACCUUGAGUUUGAGCGAAGGAGUCGAAUCUUCUCGUGAUAUACCAUCCAAUCCACCUGUUCCUACUACAAAAGUUCGCAAGAAACGGCGUGUUCGAAAGGGCCUAAAAAAAAUCGGUCGACCCAAAAAGUUUGUAUCUGAUGAUUCUUCGAGCGAAAAAGAGCUGCAACUAAACCCUGACGAAACCUUGCAGGAAAAAGGAUUAUCUGGACGCCGCCGAAGAAAACCACGUGGGCCACAAUUUACGAAAAUACGUCAUUAUUAUGCUGAUGAUUUCGCAGAAUACGAUAAUUUGAAUGUGCCCUCAACGUCCAUGGUUUCUACUAAUGAAAAAAGUCCUACAUAUGCCCCCCUGUUUUCUAGCGAAAGUGACUGUUCUGAAGAAUUCUAAAAGUUGACAGUUUCUCACUUGAUUUUGGAAGUGCAGGACGCACAUUUCGAACCAAGGUAUUUGCUUUGUGUAUUUUAUGUAUUUAUGUGGCAGUGCCACGAAGCUGAUUUAUUAUUAUUAUUGGUGUUCAUUUUCUUGAGAAAU
Molecule: messenger RNA, 1394 nt
Organism: Argiope bruennichi
Lineage: Eukaryota; Metazoa; Arthropoda; Arachnida; Araneae; Araneidae
Gene: Pbp45
Exons: 1
Coding region: 36-1250 (404 amino acids)
Biological process (GO): snRNA transcription by RNA polymerase II; snRNA transcription by RNA polymerase III
Cellular component (GO): snRNA-activating protein complex
Molecular function (GO): sequence-specific DNA binding
Source: RefSeq, a predicted model, not a curated record